AUGGAUCGGUCGGUUAGUGCGAGGCGGAAGGGCGAAGCGCCGAUCCCGGCGGCGCAGGAGAGCUUCUGGUCGAGCCUGGUGAAGAAGAUGGCGGACUUCGUGCUGGAAGACGACAUCCCCUCCUCGCGCUCGUCCACGCCGCGGCAUCAGCAUUCGCCCACGCUCAAUGCGGAGGAUCUUCUCGGGAAACCUGUUGCGGGCAGCGGUGUGUCCAGCAGCCCGCGGAGGGCGAGCGCUAAGACAAGCUCCCCCCAAGCACCGCCGGGAGGCGGCAAGCAUGCUGGAGGCUCGAAGCCCACGCAGACACGAAGCAACGGAACCGCAAAAUUUGCAGGAACCGAACGAACGGCAGGGAUGGCAGCAGGUGCAACGGGAGCAGGGAAGCGAGGAGGCGGGGAUUCAAAGCCUGCUGAUGCAGCAGCAGGAGCAGGAGCAGGGGGUGCGGUGUCAGGUGGCAUGGCAGGUGGAUCAACAACAGCGGGUGGCAAGGGAGGCGGCGGUGGUGGCGGGUUUGUGCAGGGAGGGCUGGACGCCAUUAUCAACUCCAUCUCCCUGCUCGGUGACACCCUUGGCUCCGCUCUCGAUGAGGGCACAGGCAAGGUGGUGCAGGUGGCGGUGGGGGACCGCCCCUUCUUCAAGGCGUCUCAAAAUCCAAUCCUCUCCUCCCCAUCCCCUCUCUUCCUCCCUCCCCUCUCCCCCCUUCCCCCACUGUGCAUGACGGCAGGAGGGCAUAGGCAAGGUGGUGCAGAGCAACGGAUGGAGGCACGAGAAGGGCGAGCUGGGGGGACUGAAUCUGCUGCCUCCCUCGUUUCUCCUGCUUCACUCGCCUCUCCUCCUGCCUGCGUCUCUCCUGCUUCCCCUGUCUCGCCUCCCUCCCUUGCUGCACGGCCUGACGACCCUCUUGCAUCUCCUCCCCCUCAAGCUCCCGGCCAUGCGUCCACUGGCCCGACUGCCACGUCAGCUGCCACGUCAACAGCCACGUCAGGUGCUGCUCUGGCAGCGGAAGAUGAUCUGCUAGUGCGGCUGCCAAGGGGGAGGGAAAUGCAAGAGGGGAGAGAGGAGGGGGUGAAGCGGGCGAGUGAAGCAGCGGUGCAUGUGCCCAAGGAGACCCAGCUCGUGGCGUCCCGGAAUGUGGCCACAGCCAUGGCCAUGCGCGCCAAGCAGCUGCAGGCGGACCUCAAGGCAGCCCGGCGUGACGCCAUGGACGCUCGAGAGCGGUGCAGAGCGCUGCACGAGCAGCUGGGAGUGUUGCUGCAGGAGAAGGCAGAGCUGGUGGCGGGGAAGGCAGCAGUGGAGCGGGAGAACGAGAUGCUGCACCACCUGCUGCUCUACUAUGAACACCUCUACCUUCACCGUGGUGGCACACCAGGGGAGCACCCUGUGUUGCUGCCCAAUGGGGGCCAUGUGCUGCCCGAUGGGGGAGAGCAUGUGCUGCUGGCAGGGGGAGAACAUGUGAUGUCGGCAGAGGAGCAUGCGGUGUUGAUGCAUGAGCACAUGCACUUGCAUGGGGGUGUGACGGAUGGGCAUGGUGGUGAUCCUGGGACUGGGGAGGCUGAGAGUGGAGCUACUGACGUCACACCAGGGGGCUGUGUUGGGGGAAGGGAGAACCAGGAGGAGGGGCAAGAGAGGGCUGAGGAGCACACAGGGACGCCUUUGUUGCAGCCGGAGGUGGCAGGGGAGGUCACAUUGGAUGAAGCAAGGAGAGGCAGUGAGGUGGGUGGGGGGGCAGAAGCGGGUGGAGGGGAGAACCGGGAGGAGGGACAGGAGAAGUGUGAGGACCGUAAAGAUGCGCCUUCAUUGCAGCAGCAGGUGGCAGCGGCAGGCUCGUUGGACGAAGUGGGGGGAGGCAGGGAGGUGUGUGGAGGGGCUGAGCCGGGUGAAGGGGGUGAGGUGGUGGAUGGGGGCGGUGUUGGAGUGAGGGUGGAUGGUGCAGUCUUAGAGGGAAUGGAGGACGAGCAGAAAGUGGGUUUCGAGACGUCUCGAAACAUGGAUGAAGGGGGUGAGGUGGUGGAUAGAAGCGGUGUUGGAGUGAGGGUGGAUGGUGCAGUCGUGGAGGGAAUGGAGGACGAGCAGAAAGGUGCUGCAGGGCGUGGUGUUGAUGACUGCAAGGGUUCCAGUGUGUAUGCAGGCAGCUGA
This is a messenger RNA of Closterium sp. Yama58-4, 2136 nucleotides long. Lineage: Eukaryota; Viridiplantae; Streptophyta; Zygnematophyceae; Desmidiales; Closteriaceae. The record is from the annotation of a GenBank genome assembly.